AUGGCGCUACCUCUCAUGGGGAUGUCCUCCUUCAACAUCACUAUACCCGCUUUAUCCGAGGCUCCCGCCGCCGCCAUAUCCGUACCCAAAGCCCCUUCGCCUACAGAAUCAUCAUCGUUCUCAAAGCCGAGCUUGGCCAGAGACCGCCGGGUACGGCCCAGGAAGAAGCGUGCUGCUAUUCCGAGCCCUUUAACACGAUGUAAUAUCAACAACUACCACGAUGCCACACAGCACGACAUUCGCGAUACCUCUGCUGUCCCUACCCCUGCUGGCAGCGCUGCCUCAAGCCCGCCAGAGAGUCCGUUUCUUCAGACCCCCGCCUUCCGCGCAGAGAGCCUGCAGAAAUUCGACUUCGAGGAUGACCACGUUCACAAAUAUCGCGCCGUCUCAAUCACCGGGCCCACACGCCUGCAUACCGCGACGCGGCCGCUUUCAGUCUACACAUACACCACGCCGCGUAAGGCCAACAGUGACUCGCCCUCUCCCCCUCGCAUCCCCUUGAGCACCUUCCACGCCCAAUAUCCUCCGUCAUUCGUAGACAUGGCAACCACCCACCUGCAUCUUUAUCCCUGGAACGACUACAGCACCGAGGUUACGUCGCCGAACAACCGCCACAGUUUCCGGUUCGACGACUCCGAUGCACUCAUGGACCUUGCGUUCUCAAGAUCCUUUGACGAUUUGUUGCUAUGUUUGGAUGAUGAGAUCGAGUGGAAUAGAGUCGAUAGGAGGGAAUGGAGGGAGCGGGUUGAAGGAGUUGUCGGGGAGGGUGUUGAAUAUUGGGAUGAUCAGGCGUUUAUGUGA
Stereum hirsutum FP-91666 SS1 is the source of this 801-nucleotide messenger RNA. RefSeq lists its product as uncharacterized. The transcript has a single exon. The coding region runs from base 1 to 801 and encodes 266 amino acids. The record is from RefSeq and is a predicted model, not a curated record. NCBI's taxonomy places the organism in Eukaryota, Fungi, Basidiomycota, Agaricomycetes, Russulales, Stereaceae.